UUUUCAGAACUCUGCUUUCAAGUACAUCUCUUUUCUUAAAUGGCCAAAUCUCAGAGCAUGUGCACAGUGAGGAACUUGCUUGUGCUUUCUCUGGCGCUCAAUCUGAGCUUGAUUAUGAGGGUUUACUUUGACGGUGAGAAACAGGGGCUCUUCUUCUCUGUGGAGAACCAGAAGCAGAGAGGUCCAUCAAUUGCUCUAGACAAGGAAGCUCACGCAACCCAAAGGACUCUUCGGUCACUUUCUUUGUCAGGUCAAGAAGGCAUGGAAAAAGUUAUCAACCUCGACCACGGUGAUCCAACUAUGUACGAAAAGUACUGGAUGAUGAUGGGUGAGAGAACAACAGUCGUGAUUCCUGGGUGGCACUCCAUGAGCUAUUUCUCUGAUAUUAAAAAUCUUUGCUGGUUUUUGGAGCCCGAGUUUGCCAAGCAGGUUUUCAGAUUACACAAAGCCGUGGGCAAUGCCAUCACUGAAGGACGUCACAUUGUGGUUGGGACAGGCUCAUCUCAGCUCAUUUUAGCUGCGCUUUUCGCCCUUUCUCCCACAGAUGGAUCUGAGCCAAUGAGUGUGGUCUCUACAGCUCCAUAUUACUCGUCAUACCCCUUGAUGACUAACUACCUCAAGUCGGGCCUGUACAACUGGGCUGGAGAUGCCAGAAGUUUUAACAAAGAAGGCCCGUACAUUGAGUUAGUCACCUCACCGAACAACCCUGAUGGAUUUGUCAGGCACUCAAUGGUGAAUCGGAUUGGAGGUAUAUUGGUCCAUGAUUUGGCUUACUACUGGCCACAUUAUACCCCCAUUUCCUCACCUGCAGAUCAUGAUAUUACAUUGUUCACUGUCUCUAAAGCCACUGGCCAUGCCGGGACACGAAUUGGGUGGGCUCUAGUGAAAGAUGAAGAAGUUGCAAAGAAAAUGAUCAAAUUCAUAGAGCUCAACACCAUUGGCGUUUCGAGGGAUUCACAGCUCCGAGCCGCCAAGAUCUUGGAAGUGAUGACCAACACCACUGAGAAAAAUGGCAGUUUGGAUUCAGGGGAAUCCUUCUUUGAGGUCAGCUACCACCUCAUGGCAGAGAGGUGGCGGCUGCUUCGAGCAGCGGUGAAUGGUGGCAGAAUGUUUAGUCUGCCUGAGUUUGCACCAGGGUUCUGCUCCUUCCUUCAACAGGAGACGCAGCCUCAACCUGCUUUCGCGUGGCUGAAGUGUGAAGAUGAUGCAGUGGACGACUGCGAAAGCUUCCUGAGAGGGCACAAGAUUUUAACACGAGGAGGAAGACACUUUGGGGUUGGCCUAAAGUAUGUCCGCAUAAGCAUGCUGGAUAGGGACAUAAACUUCAGUUUGUUUCUGAAGCGAUUGUCCAAAAUCCAGUCAUAACAUCAUGACUGAGGGCUCCUUACUAAUUCUUAUGCCCAAGUUAGGAGAGGCUACACUGGUGUAAGGGGACACUGACUAAGGAGAAGGGAGUGUGAUCAGUUGGUUCAUAUGUAGAAUAGUAAUAGAAAAGUACUGAAAUUUGUACUCAUCAAUUUGAUCGUAUGGUGUUUUAUAAAUGAAAUAUACAGGGGUCCAGAUCCAACCAUAUUCAUUAAAA
Messenger RNA from Argentina anserina (silverweed cinquefoil), 1582 nucleotides. Its product is annotated as tryptophan aminotransferase-related protein 2-like. Gene Ontology annotation, biological process: amino acid metabolic process. The record is from RefSeq and is a predicted model, not a curated record. The transcript is spliced from 5 exons. Lineage: Eukaryota; Viridiplantae; Streptophyta; Magnoliopsida; Rosales; Rosaceae. The coding region runs from base 40 to 1365 and encodes 441 amino acids. Gene Ontology annotation, molecular function: transaminase activity; carbon-sulfur lyase activity.